Pangasianodon hypophthalmus (striped catfish) is the source of this 3212-nucleotide messenger RNA. RefSeq lists its product as uncharacterized. The record is from RefSeq and is a predicted model, not a curated record. The transcript has 2 exons. Lineage: Eukaryota; Metazoa; Chordata; Actinopteri; Siluriformes; Pangasiidae. Bases 158 to 2227 code for a protein of 689 amino acids.
AGCAGAGGUGGGGUGAAAGGGGAGGGUGGAUUACAGAGUAUAAAUUCGCAGUGGCUUUCUGUUUUGCUGCAGAGCUCCAUUUUUACUGCAGAGCUGGCAGAGAUCCUCCACACCUUCACUGAAGACUAUACGGAUAUCACGCAGAAACAAGGAAGCCAUGAAUUCCCAAAUUGCAAAGAAAAAUCAAAGCCUCACUACAGCUGAGGAGAUGAGAAACCAAACCAAGCUUGUGAUGCAGCCGUAUGCCAACUGGGAGGAGUAUCUGACUCCUGCUCCACUCUCCAUAGCCAUCCUGGGAGAGUUGGUCUUCAUCUCCUCCACAAGAGACUUCUCCAUCAACAAGAACCCACCUAAAGCUGGCUACAAGUACAUGAAAUACCCAGAUUCAUUUCGUGCCUGCCUCAUGCAGGUGUGUAACUCUGGCUGGUGGGCUUUCAACGAGGCCCAUAAGAACAUGGAUCAGAUUAGACUCCACACCAUGGCAGUUCCAGAUUACAUGAAGGUGGCUGUGAAGAUCCUGUUCCAAGACAAUGAUGAGGUUGUUGAAGCCCACCUUCCUGACCAGCUGGAGAACAUUCGUGUCAUUGCAGAUGACUGUCUUGAGUUGGCCAAUGCAACAGAAAAGCAGUUCACUGAUGUCAUCAAUAUUAUCCAGGAACUGCUGGAAGCAUGUGUAAAUGCUGAGCACUUUUAUGGGGAGGAGCUGGAUGCUAUCAAGAGGAAACUGGAUGAGGCCAAGAUGAGGAAACAGUCAUCAGAAGAAGCUACUAAACGCUCAGAGAAAGCAAUGAAAGCCAUGGAAGAGCAACUUAAGGAAGCACAUGCAGGUUACAAAGAAGCAAUGGAUUCACUACCCGGUGGAUGGGAGAUGAUUGGUAUGGAUUUUGUCGCAGGUUUGACUGAGGGCAUCACAUCUCUUAUUAAUGGAGUAACAGCUGUGAUUACCCAGCCAGUGAAUCUACUUUGUAAUGCUUCCAGAACAAUUGCUGAUACAAAGCAUCACAUUAAAGAUAAAGAAUCUGCUGUUGAUGGUAUUGGUGUAAUUAAUAUUUAUAGCAAAUCUGCAGAAAUCCUGAUGUGCACAGUGAAUGUACAAGAGUUUGUGCAGGACAACACUAUUAACUGGAAAGACUUGUAUGAUCAGAAGAAUAAAGCUACAUUAACAGAUUUCCAGGCAGAUCAGUUCAAAAGAAUCAAGGAAAGUUUAGAAAAAAGCCCAAACUGCAAAGCAAAAACUGAUGCCCGAAACAUUUGUGAUGAGGGCAUUGCAAUCUGUGCAGAACUAGCAAAGUAUGGACCAGAGGGGAAAUGUGAAGAAACCAAAACAAAGAAGCUGAUUAAAAGGAUCAGAAAUCUGACUGAAUCAGCUCGAAGUUUCGACAGUAAAAGUAAAGACGUCACAAAUUCUCCUUCCCUGGCUCCCAAACCACCAAUGAUGUAUAAAGAAGAAAGUAAAUCUGGGAAGAUGAGCGCUUCACAAAGAGCAUCAGAGAAUGCCAGGUUCCGCAUAGAGCAGAGCCGCGCUCAACUGGACAAGACCAGAGAGAUCUAUGAGAAGAGUGUAGAGAACAUGGAGAAGAACCAAAAGGAGCUGACUGAAAUCCUGAUCACCAUGAGGAACUGCGAGGUCAAAGAGAUAGACUUUAAAACCACUAUACAAAUGCUGGUCAAAGGUAUGGAUGCCAUGGGGAGAGUGAAGGAGCAGUGGGAGAAGAUGGUGCGUUUCUUUCAGAUGGUGUCCAACAUCGUGAAAACCAGCCUGACAAGAACCCUUAAAGAUUUUGUGUCCACAUCUGAGAAAACACAAUCACUUCCCUAUAACGCAAAGCUCUUCUCCAAAGACCUGCUCUACAAUCAAGCCUUUCAAGCCACUAACAUCGCCAGCCUCGUCCACAUGAUCUCAGCAACCUACACCGAGGUGUCCACCAAUCACAUCGUGGAUCGUGUCAGCUCUCUGGGGAAACUGAUGGCCAUGGACAAGGAAAAGCCAGAGUUUCUUUCUGAGCGUCUGCAGUUACAGAGCUCCUGUGAUGAGGCCCAGAAAGCCAUCUUACGCCUCGUCCUCAAGAACAAGAAUGAGUUUGAAAGGAAGAGUGCUGCAAGACUGGAGAAGAUUGACAAAGAGUUGCUCGCUAUUCUCCCUGCUGCUGCUCCAGAAGAGAUAAAGAGCAUUCAAGCAGCUGUUAAAAGUGGAUUCACAGAGGAAGAGGAAGCAGACUACGCCUGAGUGAAUGAAAUGAAAAAAUGAAAUGAAAAUAAAAAAUUCUACUUUUUUUUAUAUCGAAACACGUACAGCAUGUAAUAAAUGCAAUAUAUUAUCGCAGUAUUGCUAUUCAGUCUCGUUGUAAAAUAUGUUUUAUAGGGAAUUAUUUUACUUAAACUUACAUUGGUAAUUUCUUACAUUACAUAAUAUUUUAUGUAAGACUUUAUGUAAGACUUUACAUAAUAUUAUUUUGCAGUUGACUGGAAAAUAUUCUUGGAUCAGCUUGCAUCGUAUCAUUCACACAUUUUGUCACAUUUAAUUAACUCACUUUAAACCUUCCAUUCUAACUGCACUCAUAUUACAAAUAUUAAUAUUAAGCCAAACAAUUGGAAAGAGUUUCAAGGUCACUGGAGUAACUGGAUCCCUGCAGUGACCUGGUUCAGGUCAGGGUCAAAGUCACUGGAAACGUCAUACUGGAAACGUCAUACUGGAAGCAGAGCAAUGCGCCACUUCAAUUCCUGGUACAGACACCUGUCUGUCUCUUUCUGUCUUUCUGACACUGUCUGUCUCUCUUAAGGAGAAAUCUUGCCCUACAGCGCCAUCUGCUGUUGAUCGGAGUAACAUUAUGUUGUGAUUCUGUUCAUUUUUUUUAUUCGAACAAUUUUUCAAAAUGCUUUAUACAUUAAAUUCUCACUUUGUGUUUUUUUUUUAAUCAAUAAAACUGAAUGCUUACGACUCACGACACAUCUGCACUAAUUCUAAUUCAGUAGAUUGUUAAUGCCAUGAGAGUCUGUUGCUUCUCAUAGAUAUAUUGUCUUUGAUAAUAAAAAAAAGAAAUACUUAGCUAAUGUACUAAUACGAGCUAAUUUGAAAAAGCCAUGAUUACCACAAUUGUCAAAAAUUGAUCAACAAUGUUUUUGAAUUAAAAAUACUUCAUUUAAAAAAACAUAUGAUUGCAUAUUUGUUUGUUAAAUGAGUAAAGUUAAUAAAUGUAUUUCUUUAAAGGUCA